This is a messenger RNA of Serinus canaria (Common canary), 643 nucleotides long. RefSeq names its product serine/threonine-protein phosphatase 4 regulatory subunit 3-like. Gene Ontology annotation, molecular function: protein phosphatase activator activity. Lineage: Eukaryota; Metazoa; Chordata; Aves; Passeriformes; Fringillidae. Gene Ontology annotation, cellular component: nucleoplasm; protein phosphatase 4 complex. The record is from RefSeq and is a predicted model, not a curated record. Gene Ontology annotation, biological process: protein dephosphorylation; DNA damage response.
CUUGCUGCCUUUUGGCAGGCAUGACCUUCACUGGAAGUUCACCCCACAUCUUCUGCAGCCACCAGAGGAACAGCAGGAAGAAAUGGCUGCAAUUGGCCCUGGGAUCAACCUUCCUCCCUGCAAGACCCACAGACUGGUAGAGGUUGCUGAACUGGUCGCCUCUGCUCUCUCCUCAGUCAGCCAUAGAGAAAAGCUGGCACUGGCCUUGAAGAAGGAAGGCCACAUUCCCAAACUCUUAAAGCUUUUCCAAAUCUGUGAGGAGUUACAGCUCAGAUGGGCCUUGCAGCAUUUGUUAGCCAUUGUGCAAGGAAUUCUGUGGCUCAACCAAGCAGCUCUGCUGGAGGUGAUGCUGUCCCAGGAGUGUCUCAUGGAUGUGGUCAGAUGCCUCAAGUAUGGCCCUUCUCUGGCACAGCCCAAAUGGAAGCAGCAGCUCCUUCAGAAAACAACCAAGCCGAAGGAGCUUCUUCCCAUCCAAGACCCUGAGCUUCAGCAAAAUUUCCACCAGGCACUGGCACAGUAUAUUCAGGUCGUCAUCUUGGCCAAGGCAACUGGGCUGGGAGAGGGUUCUCUGUCCAGCCUCACCUCAUUCAUCAGCUGCAAUAAAGAGGAGAUCUUCCAUGUGUGGGAGGUAAGUGCCUUCUGA